AUGCCCACCACCAGUUGUGCUGUCCAGCCAUCUUUCCUGCUCAGGUCUGCCCCCGAAAGCAGCCCGCCACAUACACUUGGACCAAACCAGUCCUACACUGUCACCACCGCCCUGUCUACCAGCACGGAGCUCUACAUGCAAACCCUGUGCCCCAGCUACACCAUGCUUACCUACACCCACACUCCUCUGCUCACCAACUUUGGGACAGUAGCUCCAGUGCCCACUCAUCUGCCGCAGAUGGACUCAGACUGUAGCCUCACAUACCUGCCCUGGACAGCCAUGUCCAGCCCCGCAGCGCUGAGUGGAUCACCUCUGCUCCAUGUGCCUCUGUCUGUGCCUUUCGCCACCAUGAUCCCUCAACUGGACCUCCGUGGGCCAAGUGCAGAAUCAUCAAUCCAAGAGCAGCCGAUGCUUUCUGGAACAGAGAGCCCAAGUGAGCGAGAAGUACCGGAGAUAAAGCAGGAGUCUCCCAGCCUUCUGGAUGCACUUUUGGAAGAACAAAAAUCAGAUAAUGAACAGCAUAAAGACAUGUACAGCAAUCCGAUCUAUGUGACACAUGUCUAA
Molecule: messenger RNA, 564 nt
Organism: Knipowitschia caucasica
Lineage: Eukaryota; Metazoa; Chordata; Actinopteri; Gobiiformes; Gobiidae
Source: the annotation of a GenBank genome assembly